Molecule: messenger RNA, 552 nt
Organism: Aspergillus calidoustus
Lineage: Eukaryota; Fungi; Ascomycota; Eurotiomycetes; Eurotiales; Aspergillaceae
Source: the annotation of a GenBank genome assembly
AUGAAGACUCUCAAUUUCAUCACCGGCAACCGGAAUAAACUGGCCGAGGUAAGAGCCAUUCUGGGCAGUGUGGUUACAGUCGAAAACGAAGCGGUCGAUGUGCCCGAAGUCCAAGGCACCAUCGAAGAAAUUGCCAAGGAGAAAUGCAGACAUGCAGCGCAGGUAGUGGGCGGUCCAGUAUUGACCGAGGAUACGGCUCUCGAGUUUCAUGCCUUGAAGGGUCUGCCUGGACCAUAUAUCAAACACUUCCUUGAAGCAUUGGGCCAUGAGGGGUUGAAUAAGAUGCUCGACUCCUUUGAGACAAGGGGCGCAGAUGCUGUAUGCACUUUUGCGUUCUCGCAGGGUCCUGGCUCUGAGCCGAUUAUCUUCCAGGGAAGGACAGAAGGCACUAUUGUGAGGCCUAGAGGUCCGACGAAUUUUGGCUGGGAUCCAAUUUUUGAAUACAAAGGGAAAACGUAUGCCGAGAUGACUAAAGAGGACAAGAACAAAAUCUCCCACAGAUCGAGAGCCCUGACCAAACUACAGCAGUGGUUAGCUGAGCAGCAAGCGUAG